AUGCCCCCCCCCCCACAUAAAACAAGACUAACCCGCCCACCACCACACCAACAGGAAUACUUCAUCUCCGGCUUCCACAUCGUCCUGCCGCUGCUCUCCUCCGAGCUCCACCUGGCCCCCGCCGCGCAGACCUGGCCCUCCAGCGUCUUCACCCUCGCCGCCUCCGCCUGCCUGCUCCCCCUCGGCCGCCUCAGCGACCUCCGCGGCGCCCACCCCGUCUUCGCCGCCGGCCUCGCCUGGGCCGCGCUCUCCUGCCUCGCCGCCGGCUUCUGCCGCUCCUACGCCGCGCUCGUCGCCUGCCGCGCCCUCACCGGCGUCGGCGCCGCCGCCUUCCUCCCCGCCGGCAUCACCCUCAUCGGCAAGACCUACCGCCCCGGUCCGCGGAAGAACUUGGUCUUUGCGCUGUACGGCGCGUUUGCGCCGCUGGGCUUCUUUGCGGGGAUCUUGCUGGGCGGCGUGGCGGGCCAGUUUCUGGAUUGGCGGUGGUACUUUUGGAUCGGCGCGGCGGUGAUGGCGGUGAUUUGCGCGGCGGGCGUGUGGGCGGUGCCGCGGGAUCUUUGUAGGAAUGUGCCGGAGGGGGCGCCGGGGAUGGAUUGGUGGGGGGUGGUGACGGUGGUGCCGGGGGUGGUGCUGUUGGUGUACGGCAUCACGGAGAGCUCGCAGGCGGCGCGCGGCUGGGCGAGCCCGCAGAUCAUCGCGACGGUCGUGGCCGGCGCGUGCUUCCUCGCGGCCGCGGUGUACGUCGAGGGCUGGGUAGCGACGGAUCCGCUUCUCCCGGCAGACCUGUUCGCGCCGCCGUACAUGAAGCGGCUCGUCGCCGGGCUGUUCCUCGCCUACGGCGCCUUUGGCCUCUUCCUCUUCUACAGCAGCUUCUACCUCGAGGUGGUGCUGGGCAAGAGCCCGCUGCAGACGGCCGUCUGGUACAUCCCGAUGGUCGGCUGCGGGCUCGUGCUCGGGGCCGUCGGCGGGCUGACCCUGCACCGGCUCCCCGGGCGCGUGCUGCUGGUGCUGUCCGGGCUCGGCUUCGUCGUCGCCUGCCUGCUGUUCGCGCUCAUGCCGGAGGACCCCAACUACUGGGCGUGGGUGAUGCCGGCGAUGAUCGCGUCGAGCGUCGGCAUCGACAUCGCGUUCACGGUCAGCAACGUCUUCAUCACGACCAACCUGCCGCUGAAGCGUCAGGGGCUCGCGGGCGCGCUGAUCAACAGCACCUUGUUCCUGGGCAUCAGCGUGCUUCUGGGCUUCGGCAACGUGGCCGUCGCGCACACUUCGCAUCUUCCCUUGCGGGAGAAUUACCAGGUCGCGUUCUGGCUUGCCGUUGGUGUGGCAGGAGCUGCCCUAUGGAUAUUCGCCUUUAUAGAUUUAGGACAAGCCAAGAGUCAGUUGACACUCGAAGAGCGGGAGCAAAUAGACAUGCAAAAUAGGCAGGGCAGUAAGCAGCUAAGCCAGCCACCAGCAUCAGUCUAA
Cordyceps fumosorosea ARSEF 2679 is the source of this 1464-nucleotide messenger RNA. RefSeq names its product Major facilitator superfamily domain, general substrate transporter. The transcript has a single exon. Bases 1 to 1464 code for a protein of 487 amino acids. Gene Ontology annotation, cellular component: membrane. Gene Ontology annotation, biological process: transmembrane transport. Lineage: Eukaryota; Fungi; Ascomycota; Sordariomycetes; Hypocreales; Cordycipitaceae. Gene Ontology annotation, molecular function: transmembrane transporter activity. The record is from RefSeq and is a predicted model, not a curated record.